AUGGCACUAGAGGCUGUGGUUUUUCCACAAGAUCCGUUUCCGUAUGCUUGCAAGGAUUACUUUUACUCCUUAGUAGGAGCAACACCCAACUUUGGUUAUCAAGCUGCAGAAGAAGAGAAAGUCCUACUAGGAAUCAUCAACAACAACAUAGAACACAAUCUUCAUGCAAACUGGGAUUCUUCUUCUACCUACGUCUUGCAACAUGUCAAGGAACAAUGGGAUGAUUCUCACUCCUCCCCUGAAGCCUGCACCGUGGAUCAAUCCAUGAUUCCUCCCCCUUCUUCCUCCGUGGAAGUCACCGCGAGCAACAUAACACGCCGCAAACGACGUCGUGCCAGGAGCGCCAAGAACAAAGAGGAAAUCGAAAACCAGAGGAUGACCCACAUUGCAGUCGAACGCAACCGCAGAAAGCAGAUGAACGAGUACUUAGCUGUACUCCGAUCCUUGAUGCCUUCUUCUUAUGUUCAAAGGGGUGACCAAGCGUCGAUCAUUGGAGGAGCGAUUAACUUUGUGAAGGAGUUAGAGCAGGUUUUGCAGUCAAUGGAGGGUGGAAAGAGAACGAAGCAAGGACAAGAGAAUGAUGGGUUAUCAAAUGGGUCGACACCACCAUUCGCUGAGUUCUUCACCUUUCCUCAAUACACGACACGUGGAACGCAGAAGCAGGAGCAGAAACAGCGGGGCGUAGCAGACAUUGAAGUGACCAUGGUCGAUAGUCAUGCCAACCUAAAGAUUCUCUCAAAGAAACAACCCGGCCAUCUUAUGAAGAUCGUUGUUGGCCUUCAAAGUCUCAGACUUGGCAUUCUCCACCUCAAUGUUACCACUCUCCACAACAUGGUCCUUUUCUCAAUUAGCGUUAAGGUAGAAGAGGGGUGUGAGCUGAACACGGUGGAUGAAAUAGCGGGUGCAGUGAAUCAACUAUUACGCACAAUCGAAGAAGUUACAUUGAACUGA
Molecule: messenger RNA, 951 nt
Organism: Sphenostylis stenocarpa
Lineage: Eukaryota; Viridiplantae; Streptophyta; Magnoliopsida; Fabales; Fabaceae
Source: the annotation of a GenBank genome assembly